Messenger RNA from Uranotaenia lowii, 371 nucleotides. RefSeq lists its product as uncharacterized. NCBI's taxonomy places the organism in Eukaryota, Metazoa, Arthropoda, Insecta, Diptera, Culicidae. The transcript is spliced from 2 exons. The record is from RefSeq and is a predicted model, not a curated record. Bases 9 to 320 code for a protein of 103 amino acids.
CCGAAAGCAUGAAGGAUCCCACAGUCAUAUUGAUUUCAAAGUCUCGGCAGCGGCAUGAAAAGAUGCUAAGUGCACUUUGUCUCUAUCUGGUGCGAAGGGGGCUUGAAUAUUCCGGGUUUCCCCCGGAGGUCCCAUCAAGCAAGAUAUCGGUAGUGCAAGCUUUCCCAGUAAACAUCGUCCGUGACGGUGGUUCCCGAAAUGCUGAUAAAAAAACCAGAAGUGAUCAUUCUAUAGAAACAUGCAUGUUUAAAGAAAAUCUAUCACCGCCACAUGGGAAGCUCAUGUCCUCCGGGGUUUUGAAGCAAAACUCCGAGGUAUGAAAGUGAUAUAUUCUCAAUGAUCCGGGAACGAUUUUCUUACGGUAAAGUUUU